AUGUUUUAUAAAGUUAAAAAUUCUGAAGUUGAAGGAUAACAUCAAUUAACAGAGAUAGCUCCUAUCAUAAUAAGUAAAUUCCGAUUACUUAUAGCUGUAAUACUAGAAUAAAUAUUAGAUUUUAUUGUCCAUAAUAUCAUGUUUUGCUUUUGCUUUAAUUUUAUAAUGGAAUCAACGACUUUAUUAAUAUUUUCUAUUCAUCAAAACAACUGAACAUAAUUGUACACAUUAUCUUGUAUCAAAUUCAACCAAUGAAAAAUUUAUAUGUAAGAAAAUUCGUAUAAACAACAUUUCCUAUUUUACAUAUAGGUAAAAGUAAUUUGAUUAAAAACAGAUUUCUUAAAUAUUAAUUAAAGGACAAUUUCUUCUAACCAGUUAAUUAUGUUGAGUCAAGUGUUUAUCUAGAUUAGAAGUCAAAAAAAUUAGAUCUAUUGUUAAAUAAUCAAAUAUCUAGAGAUAUUAGAUAAAACAUUUAUGGAAAUAGUUAAUUAUAAAUUCCUAUUAAAUCAAUAUUCACUUAUUUAUUUUAAGAAUUAACAAGUCCAUUUUAUAUUUUAUAAUAUUUUUCAGUAUUAUUAUGGAUAGCAGAAGGUAUUUCCUAUUAAUCUACUUAGGUUUUAUUAUAUUUGCAAUAGUCUUACUUUCUUUUUCUUUUUUAGCUUGCAUAAUUAACUAUUAUCUUAUGAGAAGAUCAAGAAUCUAAUUAUAAUAAUUGGCAACCAUCUAAUAAUCAGUAAAAUUAAAGGAUAAUUCAAUAAUAAAUGGUAGUGAUUUAGUAGUAGGAGAUUAAUUCUAUGUUCAUGAUAAUUAAUAAUUAAAUUGUGAUUCAAUAUUAAUAUCUGGAGAUGUCAUGGUUAAUGAAGCUACUUUAACAGGUGAAUCUAUUCCUGUUCCUAAAUAAUCAAUAAAGGAAUUAACAAAUGAGAUUUCAUUAAACACUUUAUUUGAAGGUACUAAAGUUAUUUAAGUGUCUCAAUAUUAAUAGAAUAUUGCUUUGGUAAUAAGAACAGGCUAUAGUUCAGUGAGAGGAUAGUAUUUUAGAAAUGUAAUAUUUCCACCUCCACCUUCAAGAUAAUUCUACUUACAAGCUUGUAAAUUUUUAGUGAUUCUUGGUCUUUUUAUUCUAGCUAUUUUCACUUUGCUGUAUUUAACAUAAUAUCAAAAUAUGAAUUAUUCAUCUAAGUUGAUUAUAAUAAGGUAAUAAUAAUCUUUUUUAUUUAAGAUAUUUAGAUGUAAUUACUUGGAUUGUCCCACCUGCAUUGCCUAUUUUUUUCUCUUUGGCUUAAGCAAUAUCAUUAUUAAAAUUAAAAUAAGAAGAUAUUAUGGGUUCUAAUCCAAUAAAGGCUGAAGAAGCUGGUAAGAUUGAUACAAUUUGCUUUGACAAAACUGGCACUCUUUCUACUUUAGGGUUGCAAGCACAUGAUUAUUAUCCACAUAGUGAUGAAAUAUUAGAUAUUAUGGCUUGUUGUCAUCAUUUAGUAAUUUUAAAGGAUGAAUUAAUAGGAGAUCCAUUAGAAUUAGAAAUGUUUAAGAAAACAAAUUGGAUAAUAAAUUUUGAUGAUGAAAAAUAUUUUAAAGUUUCAAAUAACUAAAAAACAUUUAAAAUAAUUCGUAUUUUUGAAUUUAGUUCUCAUCUUUAAAUGAUGAGCGUUGUGGCUCAUAAUUAAAAUGAAGAUACAUAUACAUUAUUUAUAAAAGGAUCACCAGAAAAAUUGAUUUAAAUGUCAAUUAAUGAAAUUAAUAAUUCUAUUCAUGAAUAAUUAUAAAUAAAAACAUUUAAUGGACUUAGAGUAAUAGGAUUAGGUUAUAAAACAUUACUUCCUAAUUAAAUUAAUUUAGAUAGAAAUCUUUUAGAAUAUUAAAUAAAUUUUUCUGGUAUUUUUACUUUAGAGAAUAGUUUAAAGAAAGAUACAAGUCAUGUUAUAUAAUAAUUAUUGGAUUCUAAUUUAGAUAUAAGAGUUAUAUCUGGAGAUAAUGCUUUAACUACAACUCAUUGUGCAUUUGAAUCUAAAAUAAUUGAAAAUAAAUCAAAUACUCUUAUUAUAGAUUAUGAUUAAUCAAGUGAUUCUUUAUUAAUUUAAGAUUUAAGAUAAUAAAUCCCAUCAUCUAGUCGAUCUUCAUGUGAUGGUAAACCAGGAUCUUAAUAUAAUUUUAUUUUGACAUAAUUAGAUACAAUUUAUAAUAAUGAUGAUUGUAAUUAUGCUAUUACAGGUAAUUUAUGGAGUAUUUUAAUGUAAAAUAAAAUUAAUGAAGUUUCUAUGAAUUAAUCAAAUGAUUUAUAAUAAUAUAAUCAAUUAAAAUAAAUUGAUGAAAUUGAUUAAAGAUUUAUUGAAUGUUUAAAUAAAGUGAUAAAGAAAACUAAAAUAUUUUCUAGAAUGAAACCAUAUUAAAAAAAAGAGAUUGUUUAAUAUUUAUAAACUUAAUUAAAUAAAUAUGUUAUGAUGGUAGGAGAUGGAGCUAAUGAUUGUGUAAAUAUAAAUUAUUUAUUAUUUAUUAGUCUGCUAUAGCUGAAUCACUUGUUGGUGUAUCUUUUAGUUCUUCAGAUGCUUCAUAUACAUCUCCAUUUAGUAAUAGAUCUGACUCUAUUAAGUGUGUCAUUUCUAUUCUACUUUAAGGUAGAGCAACUAAAAGAAUCAUAAUAGAAUUAUUUUAAUAUUUAGUACUUAUUAGUGUAUUAAAAUUUACUGGAACUGCUCUAUUAUAAUUUCAAGGUAUGAAUUUUGGUGAUUUCUAAUAUAUAUUCAUGAAUUACAUGUCUAGUGUUCCAGUAUUAAUUUUAAUGACCUUAUCUUCUAAAUCUAAUACAUUAACUACAUCAAAACCAAAUGAUGAUGUAUUUGCUAUUCCAAAUCAGUUACAAUUUUACAAUAUAUUCAUAUUCACAUCUUUAGGAUGUAUCAUUUUAUCAACUAUUGUGAUAUAAUACUCUGAAUAACCUAAAAUACCUUCUCCUAUUGAAAUUUACAUUAGAGAAGGUCCAUUAAAUUCAGUAAUGAUGUUGGCCAAUCAAUAUUACAAUAUGCUUAUAUGCAUUAUUUUAUAUCAAUCUCAUCCUUUUAAAAGUAAUAUAUAUAUAAUCUAUAUAAGAUAAAUUUUAUUAAAAUUAUCCAUUGACUCUAUGGAUAUUUGGAUGUUUAAUAAUAGCUAUCAUUACUACAUUUAGUAAUUCCUCUAGAGGAUGGCUUUCUAUUGUUAAUAUUAAUGAUGAAAUGUAAUAUAUUUAUUAUUAUUAUUUAAGUACUGAUCACAGUGAUCUUAUUGUAUUUUCUGUCAUUUUUUGUACAAGCUUAUUAUGUUAAAUUUGUUAAAUCACAAUAUAAAAAUUAUUUCCAACUAUUAAACCUAUUCAAAAAUGA
This is a messenger RNA of Paramecium pentaurelia, 3356 nucleotides long. The record is from the annotation of a GenBank genome assembly. Lineage: Eukaryota; Ciliophora; Oligohymenophorea; Peniculida; Parameciidae.